This is a messenger RNA of Daphnia pulicaria, 1477 nucleotides long. RefSeq lists its product as uncharacterized. The coding region runs from base 172 to 1047 and encodes 291 amino acids. The record is from RefSeq and is a predicted model, not a curated record. Lineage: Eukaryota; Metazoa; Arthropoda; Branchiopoda; Diplostraca; Daphniidae. The transcript has 5 exons.
CCUUUAUCUCUGGUGGCAUCGAGAGCUCUGAUUUCACUGGCCAUAAUUUGACCACGCGUCUGUUAAUUAAAUAAUUAUACUCAUUUGACUCGUCGGCCAACAAAGAAAUCCAAUUAAUUCGUUUGAGUUGCCGUACGCGAAAUUGAAUUUUCCUGAAAAAAAUUCGUCAAUAUGGAUAAUAUACGACCUCGGAAGAAUGGCGGCGACGGUUACCUCGAGCACUUGGAGGGAAUGAGUGAAUUUGAAGAUCAUCUCCGAGACACUGCUGAUGUAUCGGAAUGUAUCGCAUACUGCCUCUCAUAUCUUCCAAACGCUGCCAACCCACUUUUGAGUGGUGAUGGCGACGACGACUCAUCUGUUUCGCUUGAAGGCAACUUACCUUGUUUUGGCAAUGUUGCCUUUUAUUGUCCGAUUGGUUACCACAAAGAAAGCACGUGUCCCGUCGAUGGCCCGCUGUGGGCAGAAAUUCAUGACAUUCUGACUGAUCCGGAUAAGGAACGUAAAACGUCGCUGGGGAGAUUAAUCGAGACUUUGUCGUGGCGGAGGAGCCCGUUGCACGGCAUUUUAGAGAUAAAUGAGUCGAAGGAGGUGGUGAGACUUCCUGUGAAAAAACAUUUGUCAAAGGAUAAGAUAGUUAAGAUACGGACGCAGGAGAUCGACGACGAUUCACCCGAGUCUUUGGCGGAUAUGAAGGCAAUUGAAGAUUUUGUCAACGACUGCGACUUUCUCGUGAAGAUGGAUCAGACCUGCCGUGAGAUGAUAGCCCUUGCUACUGAACAACAACUUGCGCGUGAAGCUGCCGAUGGUGAUGUCAAACAGGUCGAAAGAGACGGCGCAGCUGGACAACGUCACCCUGACGCCGGUGAUGAACGCGACAGUUUGCCGGCUGCCGUCGACACGGAAUCAUCACGGGACGACUCCACGGAAUCACCACGUAGCGUUCCCAUUGCCGAAACAGUCACCGACGACAACGAACAGGAUGCUGCUGUGCUGCUCAAAGAAAAAGAAGGUGAUUUCAGUGGUGAUGUGGCGCACGAGGCAGUUUAGACGCCAACCGAUAAAGGAGAUCGAUGUUGACGAGAGCGAACCAAGUAAGAAUUUUCGGGAAUUAUUAGACGCGAGCUCAAAUUUCCCGUCCACUCUGUUUGUAUUAGUCGCCAGUUUGCGUAACUCGGAAACGACGCCCGUCGAUUUUUUUUUUCUUUUAAUUGUAUCAACUUCAAUUUUCGAAUUUAAUUUCUCCAUGUCGUCGUACGCGUAGCUGUUUUCAUCGUUAUGCAAAGACACUCAUUUUUAGUUUCCUUUUUUUUCCAACUGUUUUAAAUGUAAUUUCCUCACGUCCCGUAAGUUGGCCGAUUGCUUCACGGCUAAGCCCCUCCUUCCCCAACAAAGAAAACAAAACUUUGAUCGGCCAUAUCCCUAUACAUACUCUGUACUACGUGUACAACACGUAUAAAUAUAGCCUGAUACAAAACCU